CGGUGAAGCAUCAGUGUUUCUGCAGCAAGUUGGAGCUACUCAUGACCACUGAAGGCAGACGAGGCCCUGAAAGAACUCCAUGGAUCAAAGUUCUGCUUUCGUAGAAGCAGCGUUGGAUCAGGUCGUGUCUCCUUCCGGUUGUCCAACAGAAGAUGGAGGAACCAUCUCACUGCAGCUGCUGGAGUUUAAAACUCAUCUCCUAGAGGUUGUGGAGGAGCUGCACAUCCGAAGGAACGCAGAAGAACGCUUUGAGGAUCAGAUCAGUAAACUAGUGCUGGAGAAGCAGGAGCUGGAGUGGGAAAAGGAAUCUCUUCAAAAUCAAAUUGAAACGGCGGCAAACCAGAACGCCGAGUCACUGAGUAACGUUAAGAAGCAGUUUCAGGCCAAAUUACGAACCACCGAGGAGGAGAAGGGUAAAUACCAGGUCAUCGCCGAGCUAAAGGACAAGGAGAUUAACAGCCUGAAGGAGGAGCUGAAGGCGCUACAGCUGCUGAAGUACAACUUGGAGAAGAAAUCCAACGAGCUGGAGCAGAAACUUUCCCUACAAAGUCGGUUUAAGGACAGCCACCUGAAGCAGCUGGGGGAGGUGGAGAAGAGAUUCAACACUCUGUCCAGACAGUGUGUCCUGGUGAAGCAGGCCCAUGAGAAACUGGAACAGAACGUCGAUGAAGCCACGAGAAUAAAUAAGAAACUGACUUCUGCCAAUGAAAAACAAGAAGCAACCAUUGCGUCACUGAAGAAGCAGUUAGACGGAAUCAGUACCAAGCUCAUAAAGGCCAAAAUGAUGUCAAUCAGACAGAAUAAAACCCACAAUCCUGCAGGCAGAGAGCAGCAAAUACAGCAGCUGCACCUGAAACUCAACAUGGAAACUGAGAUGAACCAGAAACUCAGGGAGGAAAAUGCGGCUGAAAGAGCAGAAAAGCAGGAGGUGAUAAAGUCUCUGCAGCAAACCCAGCAGCUGUUAUGGAGUCAAACACAAACAGUGAAAAUGGUAGAACUGGAGCUUCAGACCCAAACAGAGAAGUACCAGGCCCUUAAGCAGGACCACGAGGAGAUGCUGGAGAAAAGCAAAGCGACGAAGGAAGAAGUGGUUCGACUGAUGGAGAACGAAGCCGAAUCUAAAACCAGCUGGAACAAAGAGAAGUCGAGGUUUUUGGAUCUCAUCCAGAGUGAACAGAAGGAAGUUCAGGCCCUAAAAGAAGCUUACGACAACCUCCAUGAGAAACACUCUGCUCUGUCCUCACAGACCAAAUCACAGGCUCAGCAUAUAACUCAACUGGAGAUGAGACUUUCCACUCAAAGCCUCGGUGUUUCUUCCCAGCUGUUCCCGGCUGUAAUGGAGGAAAUCAGAGGAGGUGAAACCCUGAAUGAACCCAUCUCCAGCUCUAAACAGAACAUCAUCGACUCCGAGGCCAAAAACCCAGACAGUCUGGAUGACAGAGGAGCUGAGAUGAAGCUGGACGGAGCAGAUGGUCGUCAGCCAGAUGAAUACAAACACCCAGCAGAUAAAGAGAGUAUAUUAGCUGGUCCAUUCUGA
Molecule: messenger RNA, 1537 nt
Organism: Amphiprion ocellaris (clown anemonefish)
Lineage: Eukaryota; Metazoa; Chordata; Actinopteri; Pomacentridae
Product: coiled-coil domain-containing protein 73
Exons: 16
Coding region: 80-1537 (485 amino acids)
Source: RefSeq, a predicted model, not a curated record